This is a messenger RNA of Pantherophis guttatus, 2201 nucleotides long. RefSeq lists its product as uncharacterized. Gene Ontology annotation, biological process: immune response; cell surface receptor signaling pathway. NCBI's taxonomy places the organism in Eukaryota, Metazoa, Chordata, Lepidosauria, Squamata, Colubridae. Gene Ontology annotation, molecular function: transmembrane signaling receptor activity. The record is from RefSeq and is a predicted model, not a curated record. Gene Ontology annotation, cellular component: external side of plasma membrane.
AUGGCGACAGUGAGCUGCUUCAUAGAGAAAGGCUUUGUCCUUUCAAGGAUCCUCCUAGGAGUAGAUUCAUCUCUUCUGGCCCCCAGCCUGUCCUCGUCUCUUCCAUACACCGUCAUUAUUAAAGGAGAAGAGAUUCCUUUGAAAUGUUCCAUCCCCGAGGGAUCUUCUACAGAAUUGUCCUUUUUCUACUGUUUUGAUCAAUCAGGCAUGCCAAUCAAACAUGCAGAUCUUCAUAAACAUACCUUCAUUCUGAAGACUGUGGAUUUGUAUUCAAACCAAACAAAGAUAGCAUGUACAUGCGCAUUCUUGGAACCAUCUGGAGGAAACCAAUUUUCUCUCAACAGUAACCAGCUGGUCUUCUCAAUCAUUGAUGUCCUCCCUUCCCCAGUGCUGAGAGUGGAUCUGUUGUCCCAGAAGGUGAAGGAAGGUGACCCCUUGCUCUUCCUCUGCUCAACGGAAGGAGGUAACCCAGAGAAGAAGUUCCAUUUCUACAAGGAUGGGGUGGAGAUCACCUCCAGCGAAGAAGGUCUUCUGGAACCUUCCAGUGAACCCACAAAUCCUCUUCAACAUGCCUCUCUGAGGAUCCUACAUGCCACAUUCAACCACACUGGGGAAUUUGCUUGCAGUUAUGAAGAAAAUAUAAAUGGACGCUGGAUCAUGACUUCUUGGAGUCAGGGAGUGAAGGUCACAGUUUGGACCCAAGAUUCAGACACUAUAUGGAGAUAUUCCUGGGCGGCGAUUCCUCUUAUAAUCCUGCUAGUUCCAUUUGCCUUUUAUUGCUGGAAGAAGAAGAGCAAAUCUCCAUCCCAGGGACAAUCUCAGAAAGAGGAAAGAAAUGAUGGAGUGAUGGAGCCUCAAGCAGCAAGAGCAGCUAUACCCUCGCCUGUCAAGGUUCCUCAGAUGCAGGAGAUUGAAUGUGUGAACAGUGCCCGUUCUUUCACUAAAUUUCCCCAAAACUCUGAGGUCGCCUACAGCUUCAUCCGAGACUCCUUCGCUCCAUCUCCUCUUGGACCAACAAGGAAGAACCGUCUUACACAACGGGAAAAAGAGGGGAUAUUGUACAAUGACGUUGUGUUCCAACCCAAAAGGAGGCAGCAAAGUCAUCUCUGAUAGCAGCAAAACGUGUUUCUCUUAGUCCAGUCUCUUAUUAGGCCUAGACAUGGACAUCACCCUUGAAGAGACGAUGAGGUGCAGCUGAGCUUCAACUUAUGGCUGAAGAGAAAACCCAUCAAAAAGUGGGGAGAUCUUCAGCACCAUCCUGUUCUAUGAGUCUUAGUGAUGUCCAGACUUGACCUUUCUGGGAAGAUUUCUGCUAUUGAACAAAUUGUUCUCCUUGUAAUGUACGUUUUGGUUUUGCCUUCUUCAGAAUUGCCACUUUAAUACAUUGGGGAAGGCUGGAAGAAAUGAUACAACAACAUAUUGAAUUUAAACCAGAGUUGUUCCUACUGGGUAUCUUUCCAGAAAAAAAUUAGUAAGGAAAAUGCAUAUUUGAUUAUACAUGUAAUAAUAGCUGCAAGAAUUGUGUAUGCUCAAAAUUGGAAAUCCGAGAAAAUACCUUUGGAAGAAGAAGUAAUAAAAAAAUUUUUAGACUGUGCAGAAAUGAAUAGAUUAACUUUGAUGAUUAAAGAUAAGGAGGAAUCAGACUAUUUUAAAACAUGGAACUAUUUUUAUAGUUGGUUGGAAAAGAGAUACAAAUGAUUGAUACUAUAAUUAUGUACAAAUGAUGAUUAUAAUAUUGAAUUUAGAAAUGAACUGUUAGAAUGGUUUGGAUGGAUAUGAAGAGAGAAGAAACUUAUGGAAGAUGGAAAAGAAGCCUAGAAGAUAACACCGAGACGUCACAGGGAAGGGAGGAUUGAUGUAUUAUGCGAGACCGCCUUCUGCCGCCAAUAGCCUCCACCGACCGGUUUGCUCGCACAGAGAGGGCCUCCUCAGGGUGCCGUCGGCCAGACAGUGCCGGCUGGCGACCCCCAGGGGGAGAGCCUUCUCUGUGGCAGCACCUGCCCUCUGGAAUGACCUACCCCCUGAGAUACGCACGAUAUCAGACCUCCGGACUUUUCGUCGGGCCCUGAAAACACACUUAUUCUAUCUAGCCGGGCUGGCUUGAUCCCAUCCUCUCAGUUUUAAUUGAAUUCGGUUUUAAUUGGGUUGUUUUAAAUUAUUUGGGCCAAAAUUAUUUAAUUGUUUUUUAAACUGUUUUUAAA